UGGGCUGUGUUCUUUCUCCUCUGUCUGUGUGCGAAUGCACAGACGGUUCACUAGUAAUUUGAUGUGUGUCCCCGGGGACAUUUGAUGGAUUAAAGCUAAGCAGCUCCAUUUCGUAGCACCACCUGAUCUUCCACUGCCUGUGCCCCAUAUAAAGGCUGGCGUGAUUGCUGAUCUCAGCUAGUCUGACAGUCACUCUCUCUCCCUCUCUCGCCCUCCCUCUCUCUUCCUCUGUGUCUCUCUGUGUCUCUUCUCUUUCUCGCUGGUCCCUUAAGCCUGCUGCAUCACAGGAGCUAUCCAGUGCUGAACAGGAUCUUUUUUUAUUCUUUUUUUUUUUUGGAAGCUGGGGGGAGGCAUCGAGAGGCACGGCGUCGCCCACCAGCCCGCGUUCUCUCUGGUUUCCAUUUUCUUUCCCAUCCUAUGUUUUGGGCUGUUGUCUUUUCCAUUAGACACACGGAUUUACUGUCAAUCCACGCUCCCGCCUGUGUGUGUGCGCGUGCGUGCGUGCGUGCGUGUGUCUGUGUGUGUGUGUGUGCGUGAGAAGCGCUCUCCUCUUUUUUGUUGCUUUUUUUUUUCCCCUUCUCCUGUCCACUGCUCAUGCUUUCUCUCAGCUCCCUGUUUUGAUCCGCUGCACCAUGCCCCGCUCAUUUUUGGUGAAGAAAAUCAAGCUUGAUGAUUUCUCCUCGGCCACCUCCAACCACCACCACCACCACCACCACCACCACCUGGACGACUCCUUCACUUUUUCACGCUCCAUCACAGACUCCGUCACCAGCUUGGGGGUCCGUCUCAGCGAGAAUGGCUACAUCCAGGAUUACAUCACGCCAUCUGUGUACCAGGGGGAGAAGAAGAUGGAGCACAAGCUGGCCUCCCCCGUGUCGGACCCCCUGUACGCCCAGGGGGCGAACAGCGGCGGCGAGGAGUACUGCGAGCCUGACCUGGAGCACCCUGACAGCCCGCAGUCCGGCAUGACGGCCAGCGGCUUCUACAGCGGCGAGUCGGACGCGCUGGCCGAGGGCUACACCAUGGAUGCCUUCUUCAUCUCCGACGGCCGCUCGCGGCGGAAGAGGGACAGCGAGUCGCGCAGCGGUGGCGGCGGCGGCGGCGGCUCGGGCUCACGGAGCAGCGCCUCCAGCACGCCGGCGCCGGAGGAGAGGGGCUCCAGCUGCGGCACGGCGCGCCACAGCUGCAACGAGUGCGGCAAGACGUACGCCACCUCGUCCAACCUCAGUAGACACAAGCAGACGCACCGCAGCCUGGACAGCAAGAUGGCCCGCAAGUGUCCCACCUGCGACAAGGUGUACGUGUCCAUGCCGGCGCUGGCCAUGCACAUCCUCACCCACGACCUCAAGCACAAGUGUGACGUGUGCAGCAAGGCGUUCAGCCGGCCCUGGCUGCUGCAGGGCCACAUGCGCUCGCACACGGGGGAGAAGCCGUUCGCCUGCGCCCACUGUGGCAAGGCCUUCGCCGACCGCUCCAACCUCCGUGCCCACAUGCAAACACACUCUGCCUUCAAGCACUACAGAUGCAAGCGUUGCAAUAAGACCUUUGCCCUCAAGUCCUACCUGAACAAGCACUACGAGUCGGCUUGCUUCAAGGGCUCCGCGGAUGAAGACGGAGAAGACGAGGAGUCCGGGUCGGAGAUCUGACCGCGAGAAGGAAAGAGAAAGAGAAAAUAAAUAAAAACCCAGUUGACGGUUUUCAACCAACAAUCCUUUCCACUCUACCCUCCAUGCCUUUUUUCUUCCCUUUUUUUAGAAAAGCAAUAUUUUCACUGAGAUUACGUGAAGAAACUGCUGAUUAUGGCAAAAGACAAUUUAAAAAAAAAGAUGCUGGAUUUCCCCCCCUGCACAGUAGCUAAUAGUCCACAGAAACAUACAAUCAAACAACUACCCCCAAAUAAAAAAACCUGUAGAAGUUAGUUUUACACAAAUGACUAACAUGUACACAAGAACACACCACACACAAACACGUACAUAAAGACACAUGCACGUGAGCACACAUACGCACGUACAUCAACUUAUACAACACACAAACACAAUUAUAUAUGAGGCCUGGCAUGUGAAUUUUUAUCAAUGACUAUAAUGAUAUUGAUACCAAUAGUAAUAAUAUUUAGAUUCCUGAUAUUUUAUAGCAAAUAGUACACAAAAAUGAACAAAAAAAAUAACAUAAAAAGGACUGUAAGUGUUCUUUUGUUUUCUAGAGACAAAAUGACCUCUUGUAUUUUUAUGCUGCUUUUUAUUUGCUAAGAAUUGAAUUCUUUUGCAACUGCCAACAUGAACUUUUUAUGAAAAUGUGAACUAUGACAGUAUUUGCAAAAAAGGGAGAUCAUUUUAAAAGGUAAAAAAAAAGACAAACUCCUUUUUGCCA
This is a messenger RNA of Gadus morhua (Atlantic cod), 2367 nucleotides long. RefSeq names its product scratch family zinc finger 2 (gene scrt2). Gene Ontology annotation, molecular function: RNA polymerase II cis-regulatory region sequence-specific DNA binding; DNA-binding transcription factor activity, RNA polymerase II-specific. Gene Ontology annotation, biological process: regulation of DNA-templated transcription. The coding region runs from base 633 to 1646 and encodes 337 amino acids. The record is from RefSeq and is a predicted model, not a curated record. Lineage: Eukaryota; Metazoa; Chordata; Actinopteri; Gadiformes; Gadidae. The transcript has 2 exons.